AUGAGCAAAACGACCUUCAUCACCGGCGUCUUAGCCAUCGUCUUCCUCCUGCUGUCGCCCUCGACGGCGAUGAUCAAAACCAUAACCAUAUCCUCCGACACCCGACCCACCAUCCUCUUUCAGAAAUUCGGGUUCACCAACGCAGGCCACGCGACGGUCGCGGCGUCGUCAGUGUCUGUGGUGGCGCCGUCGGCACCGGACCUCUCGCGGCUAGGGUUCUUACUAAUAAGCGAUGCAUCACUCCCCCAAGUUCUUACAGAAAUCGGACAACACCCUAGCUUUUGCAUCCUCGAUUCCCACUCCAUCUUGCGCCUGUUCACCUUCAACAACCUCUCUCUCCCUCCAUCCGCCUCCUUCAACCGCACCUAUCCCAUCACCAUCUCCGGCGAAUACUCAUUAUUCUUCGUCAACUGCGCCUUCGGGAGCGCCGUCACGAUGGUCGUACACAUCGAGCUCUACAAUCACAACACCGACGGUUCCCGCGACUACCUCUCCUCCGGCCACACUCACCUCCGUUCACUCUUCUCUCUUUUCUCCAUCGCUUACUUUUUCUUCUUCGCAACAUGGCUCUAUCUCUGCCACGUCAACAACCGCUCCCUUCACCGGGUUCACCUCUACAUGGCCUUGCUCCUUCUCGUGAAGGCUCUCAGCUUUCUCUGCGCGGCAGUCGAGUACCAGUCCGUCAAGGUCAACGGCACCACUCAUAGCUGGGAUUUCUUCCAUAUAUUUGACUUCGCCAGUGCCGUUUUUCUCUUCACCGUUGUCGUUUUGGUGGGGACACGUUGGACCUUCCUCCACCCUGUCGUGCGGGAGAGGGGAAAGAAGGCGCUCUUCGUUGUUAUCCCCCUUCAGGCUCUGGCGCAUGUGGCUUUCGUCGUUAUUCUGAAGACUAGACCCUAUUCCGAGAAAUGGGUUACGUGGAACCAGGUUUUCCUUCUGCUCGACUUCAUUGCUAAUUGCGCCAUGGUUUUCUUUGUUGGUUGGUCCAUGAGAUCGCUCACGAAAACCUCCACGAUGCAAGAAGAGCCUGCUGUGAACCUGCAUAGGUUUACCCUUAUCAGACGAUUCUACAUCAUUGUCAUUGGCUACAUACUUUUCACGCGCUUUGGGAUAUUUGCUCUCAAAACUGUUGUUGCCGAUAAAUACGAGUGGGUUGAUAAUCUCGUGGAGGAAAUAGCCACUCUUGUGUUUUGCAAUGCCAUGUUCUACGUGUUUUGGGUGGUUGAGAAGGAUGAAUACUCUGUGAUGGGUGAAGAGGAACUAAAACCAAGUGAUAAGAACGUUGAAGUUGAGAUUUGA
Sphenostylis stenocarpa is the source of this 1299-nucleotide messenger RNA. The record is from the annotation of a GenBank genome assembly. NCBI's taxonomy places the organism in Eukaryota, Viridiplantae, Streptophyta, Magnoliopsida, Fabales, Fabaceae.